AUGGGAAUAGAAUAAUCAACAUAAAAAACAAUUCCAGAAAAACAAUGUUAUUUUUUUGGUUUUCCUAAUAUAUUAUUGAUUUACAACACAUUAAAAGAUGAAUUCACAAGAAAUGAGACUCCAAAUGUAUUAGAUUUUGUUUAAUGAUUAGAUAGUUUUAAAAAAUAUGGCAUGUGUGUAGAUAAAUGAAAGUACAGUUUAUCUAAGUGGUGGAAUUAAUGAGAAUUAUUAGGAAGUUAGUAAUAAUGUUUAUCGAUACAAUGUGGAUGAGAAUAUUUUUAGGAACCUACCAUCAAUGAAUAUUCCAAGAUAUACACAUUAACUAAUAUAUAAUAAAUAUGAUUAAAAAUUAUAUGCUAUGGGAGUAUAGAAUAUAUUGUUAAUAAAUUAGGGACGUUCAUAUGGUUAAGGAAGUGAAGGUAUUUUGAAUAGUUGUGAAUGUUAUGAUUUUUAGAAAGGUAAAUGGGAAAUGAUUGCUCCUAUGAAUUGUCGUCGUGCAACAUUCUUUGCUAUAUUAUAUGAAUAAAAAAUAUAUGCAUUUGGUGGAUAUACAGAUGUAAGAAAAAGAUCAAAGAAAAUUGAAAAAUUUGAGAAUUAAAAAUGGGUAUUAUUGAAUUUAAAAUUACAUUAUGGAAUAGAAUAAGGAGUAUUGUAUUAAAAUGAGAAGAAAGAAUUAUUUAUUUUGGGUGGAUAAUCAGCUGAAGGUAUAAUUGAUAAACAUUAAGUUAUUGAUUUUACAAAAUAGAUAACAUAUAUAGGUAAGACAAAUAAUUAAAAACCAAGAGUAUUAUAAAAAGGAAUUUAAAUAGAGAAUUAUUCAAUUUAAUUUUUUGGUAGUGACACUUUAUCUAUAGAAAGAGGAGAGAUUUCUAAUUUAGAACUAAGAACUUAUAAAAAUAAAUUGUUUAAUUCUAUAUCAAAUGAAUGUCUGAAAGAAUUUAGUAUAGCUGAUUACACUUUUGAAUUAGGAGUAAUUUAAAAAUAGAUCAUGUCUUAUAUUGUAAUAAUAUAAGAAGAUGUUAUUUAUAGGAUUAAUAAGGUUUAUUUUAAAGAUCAGAAUUAAUCAAAAUAAUAAAAAUUUAAAGAAUAUAUUUAAUCAACUUAAAUAUUAUCAAAUAAAAUAAAUUUAUAUUCAGGAGCAUUAUUAUUAAAUGAUGGAAGUUUAAUCAUUAUGGGAGGAGUUAAUAACUAGAUGAAUUAAAUAAGUAAUGAUAUUAUUAAAUUGGAAUCUAAUUUUGGUCAAUUUACUAAAUUAGCUAAAAUGAAUUAAGCAAGAUAUGCUUUUAGUUAUUAAUUAGUAGAUAAUUAUAUAUAUGUUGCUGGAGGAAGAUACUAUGGUAAUGAUGAUUAAGGAAUUUUGGAUUCAUGUGAAAGAUAUAAUAUAAAUAUUAAUUAAUGGGAAGUGUUACCAAAGUUAAAUGAAAAAAGAUGUAGUUCUUUUAUGAUCUAACAUAAUGGUAAAGUAUUAGUUGCAGGAGGAUUUAAUACUUUUAAAACUAGAAUCAAUACAAUUGAGAUCUACAAUCCUGAUUUGAAAUCCUGGGAAAUGUUUGGAAUUACAUUACAUAAUCCAAUUGAGGCUUGCACAUUUAUUUGUAAAUCUAAUUAGAAUAAAUUGGAUUUCAUCACUUUUGGUGGCAGACAAUCUUCUGAUAUAGAUAAUGUGAUUAAAUAUUCUAUUGAUUUUGAUUAGCCUAUUGAUCAUCAAAUUGGAAAUUGUUAAUAAUUAUAAAGUCUCAAAUUUAAAGGAUCUUUAUUAUAAUAAAUUACUAUUGAUAAUUAAUUAUUUAUAAUCCAUUAGAAUGGACAAUAAUUAAAUAUGAAUUCCUAUUAAUUACAUACAUUUUAAUAAAUAGAAACUAAUAUCAAUUAAUAAUUAAUGGAAAUACUUUAAGAAUUAAAAGUAAGUAAUUUGGGCAAAUUAUUAAUAAUAGAUUGA
This is a messenger RNA of Paramecium pentaurelia, 1939 nucleotides long. Lineage: Eukaryota; Ciliophora; Oligohymenophorea; Peniculida; Parameciidae. The record is from the annotation of a GenBank genome assembly.